Scatophagus argus is the source of this 7861-nucleotide messenger RNA. It is a transcript of the gene zswim5, whose product is annotated as zinc finger, SWIM-type containing 5. NCBI's taxonomy places the organism in Eukaryota, Metazoa, Chordata, Actinopteri, Scatophagidae. The transcript is spliced from 16 exons. The record is from RefSeq and is a predicted model, not a curated record. Bases 103 to 3582 code for a protein of 1159 amino acids. Gene Ontology annotation, cellular component: Cul2-RING ubiquitin ligase complex.
GUGUGUGUGUGUGUGUGUGUGUGUGUGUGUGUGUAUAGUCGGCUUCCUGCUGCUGCUCGGUGUCCGCACAGCGUCCGUCUCGUCAGUGUUGAUCGGCUCGCCAUGGCGGAAGGACGCAGAGAACAGCCACAUCCUCUCCUCUCCUUACCACCGGCCAGCAAGCGACCCUGCCUGCGCCCUGCUCCCCGAGGUCCCGGCCCGGGGCCCGGCCACGGCAGCGGCUUGCCCAGCUCCCGAUAUCGUUCUCCGGAGUCUCUUCUGGACUGCGCCGCGAAGGCAGUAGCGGAAAAGUGGGCCUUCGAGAGAGUAGAGGAGCGCUUCGAGCGGAUCCCGGAGCCCGUCCAGCGACGCAUCGUCUACUGGUCUUUUCCCCGCAACGAAAAGGAGAUAUGCAUGUACUCUUCGUUUCAGUGCCGAGUUGCCGGCGAGGAGGGUCCGUCGGCGGCUACCGGUGGGGCUGGGGGUGCUGGGUCCGGAGCUCCCACCGCCGGCGGUGGCGGAGGAUCUACCGCCGGUACGACGGCUACUGUUGGGGCAGCCGGAGCAAUGGGAACCGGAGACGGACUGCCUUUCCGACGGGGUAUCAGGUUGCUAGAGACCGGCUGUGUGGAAAACGUUUUACAAGUCGGGUUUCACCUCAGUGGCACAGUAACUGAACCCGCCACAUCAUCAGAGCCAGAGGUCACCCACAAGGUGGCCAUCAGCUUCGACCGAUGCAAGAUCACCUCCGUCACCUGUGGCUGUGGGAACAGAGAUAUUUUCUAUUGCGCCCACGUGGUGGCACUCUCUCUUUACCGAAUUCGCAAGCCUGAACAGGUGAAGCUGCGGUUGCCCAUCUCGGAGACGCUGUUCCAGAUGAACAGAGAUCAGCUGCAGAAGCUCGUCCAGUAUCUGAUCACAGCCCACCACACUGAGGUGCUGCCCACCGCUCAGAAACUGGCCGACGAGAUCCUCUCCUCCAACUCUGAGAUCAACCAGGUCCAUGGUGCUCCAGACCCGACUGCAGGCGCCAGUAUUGAUGAUGACAACUGCUGGCAUCUAGAUGAGGAUCAAGUGAGGGAGCAGGUCAAACAGUUUCUGUCACAGGGAGGAUACUAUGGCUCUGGGAAGCAACUCAAUUCCAUGUUUGCCAAGGUGAGGGAGAUGCUACGAAUGCGAGACUCCAACGGCGCAAGAAUGCUGACACUCAUCACAGAGCAGUUCAUGGCAGAUCCCCGCCUGUCGCUAUGGAGACAGCAGGGCACAGGCAUGACAGACAAGUGUCGGCAACUGUGGGACGAGCUCGGUGCGCUGUGGGUAUGCGUGGUAUUAAACCCCCACUGUAAGAGCGAGGAGAAGAGCAGCUGGCUGAAGCAACUGAAGAAAUGGGGUGACAUGGAUAUCUGCCCACUGGAGGACGGCAACUACGGCAGCGAGCUUCCAAACAUCACCAACGCUCUGCCACAGAGCAACCUGGCCCAGGACUCUCUGUCCCGGCCAAGGAGGACGGUGUUCAGCCGGGCAGUCGAGGCCUGCGACCUCCACUGGCAGGACAGCCACCUCCAGAGGAUCAUCAGCAGUGACCACUACAUGUCUCCAUCCUACCAGAGAGAGGGGGAGAGCCUGCUGUUUAACCCGCAGGGCCUGCCGCUCUGGCUAGACCAUGUUCCAACGGCAUGCGCUCGCGUCGAUGCCCUGCGCUCUCACGGUUACUCCAGGGAAGCCCUGCGAUUGGCCGUUGCCAUCAUCAACACACUCCGCCUCCAACAGCAGAGACAGAUGGACAUCUACAAACACCAAAAGAAAGAUCUUCUCCAGAGGGGCGUGACUUCCACCACCAACCUGGAAGGCUGGGUGGGCCACCCCUUAGACCCAAUUGGCUGUCUGUUCACCACACUCACCGAAACGUGCCGUGUGGAUGACGACAGCACCAUGGACACUGGAGAAGGUGACCCCAGGCCUCCAGUCUACCACCAUGUACCAGUGUGGGGCAGUCCAGAUGGAGGGGAGUCUUACCUGACUUUGGCCUUAGAGGUGGCUCUGAUGGGUAUGGGCCAGCAGAGGAUAAUGCCAGAAGGCCUCUAUGCUCAGGAUAAGGUGUGUCGUAACGAGGAACAGAUUGUUGCUAAACUUCAAGAGCUGGAGCUGGAUGAUCUCCUGGUUCAGACUCUUCGGAAACAGGCCGUGCAGCUGCUAGAAGCUGGUCCUUUCAGCGGUCUCGGUGAGGUCAUCCACAGGGAGAGCGUUCCCAUGCACACCUUUGCCAAGUACCUCUUCUCUGCCCUGCUGCCACAUGACGCUGACCUGGCAUAUAAGGUGGCACUCCGCGCCAUGAGGCUGCCAGUGCUAGAGUCCUCAGCAGGCUCCGGGGACGUGGGACACCCUCAUCAUGGUAUCUCCAUAGUUCCAAGCAGAUACCCGCGCUGGUUCACACUUGGACACCUGGAGUCUCAGCAGUGUGAGCUGGCCUCCACUAUGCUUACUGCUGCUAAAGGUGACAUGUUGAGGUUGCGGACGGUGCUAGAAGCCAUCCAGAAAAACAUCCACUCCUCUUCCUUAAUCUUCAAACUGGCUCAGGACGCCUUUAAGAUAGCCACACCAGCAGACAGCCCGCCUGAUAUAACUCUGCUCAACGUGGCACUGGAGCUAGGACUGCAGGUGAUGAGGAUGACUCUGUCCACACUGAAUUGGAGAAGGAGGGAGAUGGUUCGCUGGCUGGUAACCUGUGCCACUGAAGUCGGUAUGCGGGCAUUGGUGAGCAUCUUACAGAGCUGGUACACCCUCUUCACACCAACUGAGGCCACCAGCAUCGUUGCGGCCACCGUCAUGUCCCACAACACAAUCUUGCGUCUCAGCCUUGACUACCCUCAGCGUGAGGAGCUGGCCAGCUGUGCCAGGACCCUGGCCCUGCAGUGCGCCAUGAAGGAUCCCCAGAACUGCGCUCUUUCAGCUCUAACGCUCUGCGAAAAGGACCACAUCGCCUUCGAGACAGCCUACCAGAUAGUGAUCGACGCAGCCUCCACGGGUAUGACCUACUCCCAGCUGUUUACCAUUGCAAGGUACAUGGAGCACAGAGGAUACCCUCUGCGGUCUUUCAAGUUGGCCUCCCUUGCUAUGACCCACCUUAACCUGGCUUACAACCAGGACACGCACCCAGCUAUUAAUGACGUGCUCUGGGCCUGCGCGCUCAGCCACUCUCUGGGUAAAAAUGAGCUUGCAGCCAUUAUCCCCCUGGUGGUGAAGAGCGUGCACUGUGCCACGGUGCUGUCUGACAUCCUGCGGCGGUGCACAAUGACAGCGCCAGGUCUCGCCGGCAUUCCGGGGAGAAGGAACUCUGGGAAGCUGAUGUCAACAGACAAGGCACCGCUGCGGCAGCUCCUAGACGCCACGAUCUCGGCAUACAUCAACACCACGCACUCUCGACUGACGCACAUCAGUCCGCGGCACUAUGGAGAGUUCAUAGAGUUCCUGAGCAAAGCCCGGGAGACUUUCCUGCUGGCACAGGACGGCCACAUUCAGUUUGCCCAGUUCAUAGACAACCUGAAACAGAUCUACAAGGGCAAAAAGAAACUGAUGAUGUUGGUCAGGGAGCGUUUCGGCUGACCUUACCCCUCCUUCACAGGGACCCUCUUCUUGGGAAGUAGUUAAAACUUAUUUGUUUCUAUUUAAGGUUUUUUGGAUUCCUUGUAUUUUUACUUCUUAUGUUGAGCCAUUAAGUCUUAAGUUUCUGUCCUGAUUUAUUGUUUUGUUUCUUAAAUGUGAACCAAGAAGUGUUCGCAGUGCAUUGCUCUACUUCAUUGAAACUGCAAAUGGGGAGAUGGCUUGGAAUGUCAAAGAAACAGCAGCAAAGGCAAAGCAUUUUUCUCCUCCAAUUGAUGUUUAAUCAAGUGUGAACAAGUCAAAAGAUUGUGAUGGGAAAAAAAAGGAACUUUUGUUUUUCUGUGGCACAUGACGAUUUAAAAACCAAAAGCUUUUGUUGGAUGGGGUACUUACUUUGAGCCAGAAGACACGUUCAGCUGGAGUUAACAAGAAGACGGGAAGUGGUUUUCAAAGUGGAAGGAACAUGUCAUUCCGAAAGGAGGAAAAAAAAAAAAACCCCUCUGAGGUCAAAAACACACAUAGUGUUACUGUCACACCUUGACUGUAUUAUUUGUCAGCUUUAACUUCUCUAUCAGAAAUGGCCUCUUAUUUCAUUCAGGGCAUCUUAGUGUAGAGAGGACAGAAUACAGAACUACAUAUGUGGUCUCUCUGUAGAAGAAGUCAGUACCAACGGGUUUAUGAACUUAACUAAAGCCAUCCUAGACUAGCUCCUACCCUCUACAUCUGCGGGUCAGUGUUUUUCCUCAACGAUACCUUUAGAGGAAACACCAUGUUGCUUCACAGAGUGCAUGUUUUCGAAUCCAGAAGCCUGACAGUGACAUUAUUCAGGCAGUACUAGCUAAGGUAGAGUAGUUGAGGCUCCACGUGCACAUAUAUAUACAGUAUAUCUCAUAUGUCCUCCUAUAAGCUUAUUAACAGUGACAAUACACAACUGUGAUGAAUGGAGUGGUCACAGUAAGCCCAUCUCCAGAGAUACCACUGCACUGCUGUACAGCUUUGUGUCCAGAAUCAUAUAAAUCUAUAAGACUGCAGCGGUCACCUUUCACUCGCUAGAUCAAGGUUUAGUCAAUAAGCAAUAUAAGUCAAGCCUGUGCUUCAUUUUUAUCACCUGGCAAAAUUCAUUUCAACCUCUUUUGUUCUGUUAAGAAGCUCUGGAACAUAAUGGGACCUUGUUGAUUUCAGCGACUGUUGGUUGUUAACUCUGUCUGUAGCUGAAGUUCCUUUUCCAUCUCAAGAACUUUUUCUGGAACUCGGGAACCUUUUAUUUCUUUGUUUGCCAAAAGCCUUUCAUGAACCCAGAACAUUAACCCCACUUUAAUAACGGAAAUCUGGUCCCAGUUUUGAUUCUUUUGGUCAUAGUUCAUAAGCCUAAAGCCCUGGCAGACAUACAUAAAAUCAGUAGCGGUGAACAUAGCAGAGAAUUUGGCUCAGCAGAGGCCAACAUAGUGCUCCAUGUCUGCCAGAUGAAUGACUUAGCAACUGCUUGCUAACAUGUUAACCAUAGUAACUUUUCUGUGUUCUUAGCUUAUUCCAUUACCAAGAACAUUUUCAAAAUAAUCAUUUAACAGUGGUUCAGUUAGUGUCUGGAUAAACUAAACAACAACAAAAAAAGGGUAACUUUUAGCAACUUUAAAAACCAUAAUAAUUGGAGUCAUUGUCCUUAUUAUGGCCAAAAAUGAACAUAUUUAAUUCGGUUGUUCCUGAUUCUUUUUUAUUUUUUUUUAUUGUUUUUUUUUUCUCCAGUUCCUCGGUCUUGUUAUGGAAAAGGGUCUAUAGUUACUGAAGUGACUGUGAACGCUACUGGUUGUGAUCAUUCUGGACUUUGAAGACAAGUGGCCUUCUCUUUCAUUGUUAGAUACACAGUGCAAGCAAACAAAAAAUGCAGUGUAUUUUAGGACUUGAUGACAUAAUAUGUACAUGUACAUAUGUGAGACCACAUGCCUUGGCACAGGAAGUAAUUCAUUUCUUUGAGGGAUGUUCAUGCAUCUUUUUCUUAACCAAUGGCAAAGUGUUGUUAAUGGCCGUGUACAGUACAGCAAGAGCUUGAAUCUUUACUGGUCGGACUAGACGUCAUCGUACAAGCACUUCGCACAAAUACCUCUUCAGUACGUUCCUGCCUGCUUCAGCAUUUAUUUAUUGAUUGUUUGGGAACUUUGUAUGACUGAGUAGGAAUCGCAGACACGCAAGUACAACACAGCAAAUGAGUCAUCCUUUCGAUGGCAGGGCGAUUAAAGAAAAGGGUUUUUGAGUGGAGGGACAUUUUCUCGUCUGCUUUUACAUUCCAUGAGAGCUACCUUCACCCACUACCCGGGUAGUCAGUCACAACUCUGGGCCUUUUUGAUCUGAAGAAACACAGAUAGAAGAAUGAGGGGAAAAAAGGAAAACUGAGCAAAAGAAAGAAAAGAGAGGCUAAACUCAGUUCUCAGGGACAUCACUUAAAGAAACAAAACAAAAAGUAGUAGCAUUAAGCAUUUAAGAUAUUGUAAAUAUUAAAGUGUCAAUUCAGAAAAUUGUAAAGUUAUAAUUAUUUAUGAUAAGUAUGUUAUGUGUUUGUUUUUUGUUUAUUUUUUUCUCUUUAUAUAUUUUUUUUUUUUUGCCAGGGGUGUACUUGAACUGUUUUGGAUGGUGAAUUUGACAAAUUCUUUUUUUUUUUUUUUUUUUUUUUCUUUUAUUGUCAGAGCAAAGACUUCAAGGCAUUUCUCAGGUGCUCCUGUGUACAUUUCUUUCUGUUUGUUUUUGCUAUAAUAACUAUUAUUAUUUGUAUUUUUCAUUUGAAUUUUUAAAUUUGCAAAGAAAAAAAAAACUGUUUUCCCAAAGGAAGCAUGUCAUUCGGAGUAGAGGAGAAUGAGGAAGGCAUUCAUUUGUAAACAGUACAAACCUGACUAUGCAGAACCACUUCGAUGGUCUUGACGCCUCUUGAAGAUGCCCCCAGAAAACGUAAAAGUGUGGAAGAGACACAGCGGACUGAACCACUAUUAAAGAGAGGAGGGUGGGGCGGGGGUGCAAAGACGAGACCCAGCAUGCUUGUAUUUGGACAAUGCGCAGUAGCCAGCCUGCAUACGCUGCAACAUUUAAUGGAGAAAAAAAAAAAAAGAAAUGAAAAUGGUGGGAAAUGCCUUUCUGACCGAUCAAUGUACAAAGUUUAUUUUUUGCUUUACUUCUUUGUUGGUUUUAUUUAAUCAGGACUCAAGCCUUUAGUGUCUUCUCAGAAGUGUCGGGUCAUGUGGCGCGGCACCGCAGUGAGACAGAACAAUACACAAAUGUCAGAGAGUCUGAAACGGCGACUGUGUGAACAAAAGAGACAGUCUGUGGAUGACCUUGUGUUCAUUCCUCGUUGAAACUUUUUUGAUUGCUUUAUAAACUCCCCUCAGCCUACGUAGCUGGCUGAGUUCACCUCUUCUAUCUCAUUACCAUAGUUUUUUUUUUUUCUUUUUGUAAACUUCAGUUCAUUGCCUCACUCCCCCUCACACUGGGAGGAUUUUUGAUUUGAAGCAAUGCAGCGAUGUGUCAGUGACCAGCUUUCAGCGCAGCCACCUCCUCUGUUGUCCUGCCCUCAAGCACAAGAGUCAUCAGUGCACUGCAGCAGCCUCAUAUCUGCACAAAGUCAACUUUUGACAAAAACUAGACUUUCUGCUGUUGCUGCAACGGCUAAAUGAGGAAUUUAAAAAAAAGAAAGAGGUUGAGUUCAUUUUUUGGCUGCUACAUUAGCACGAUAAGGAUUUUUUUCCUAAGUCAUAGAUGGAAGAGGGAUUUUAUUUUCCCACUUGCUUAACGUGGAAGCUCCAUCUAGCUGCCUUUUAUGUGAUGCGUUAACUGGUAGCAUUACAACAAAGAAGUUCCUCCCUCUAACUUGAUCUCUGUUUCUCGGUCUGUUUUAACUGUAUCAGCCGGUUCCUGAUGUUUAGUUACCCCCCCCCCCCCCCCCCCCUUCUUUCUUUAGUAGGAGAGUACUAUAUGCUGGUAGAGAUCUAGUUCACCUACUGUUUCCCAGUUUGUUUUGUUUUUGAAUUCUCUCUAACUUAAGGGAAAAUUGAAAGUGUUUGUUGCCUCUUUGUGCUACUGAUUAUGAAAAGGUAUUUCCAGUAUUUGUUGCCACAGAAGUAUGAUAGCUUAUCAUCAACACUUGUUUGUUUUUUUUUUUAAUUUGUAAUUUUUUUGUGCAACUUCUUGAGCUACUGUCUAUAAAGCGAAAAUUUAAUACUAUUUAUGUAAUGCUACUACCAUUUUAUAUUGAUUUGUGUUGGAAUCUCAGUGCUUUUCUAUGAAUAAAGUGUGAAACACA